Messenger RNA from Hibiscus syriacus, 938 nucleotides. RefSeq names its product ras-related protein RABA5a-like. Gene Ontology annotation, molecular function: GTPase activity; GTP binding. Gene Ontology annotation, cellular component: endosome. Lineage: Eukaryota; Viridiplantae; Streptophyta; Magnoliopsida; Malvales; Malvaceae. Bases 37 to 702 code for a protein of 221 amino acids. The record is from RefSeq and is a predicted model, not a curated record. The transcript is spliced from 4 exons.
UUAUGUAGUGUGACACUCCUUGGUGAAGAUUGGAAAAUGGCUUUUGUUACGGAGGACGAGAAAACUGAGGAUUACCUUUUCAAGAUUGUACUAGUUGGUGAUUCAGCUGUUGGGAAAUCGAAUUUACUUGCAAGAUUUGCUAGGAAUGAAUUCUACCCUAAUUCAAAGUCAACCAUAGGAGUAGAGUUUCAGACCCAGAAGAUGGAUAUAAAUGGGAAGGAAGUUAAGGCACAGGUCUGGGAUACUGCUGGUCAAGAGCGCUUCAGGGCCGUUACAUCUGCAUAUUACCGAGGUGCGGUUGGAGCUCUUCUUGUGUAUGACAUUAGCAGACGACAGACUUUCGAUAGCAUCGGCAGAUGGCUAAAUGAACUUCAAACUCACUCCGACAUGAAUGUAGUCACCAUUUUAGUAGGCAACAAGUCGGACCUCAAGGAAGGCCGGGAAGUAUCCACAUCGGAAGGAAAGGCCUUGGCAGAGGCGCAGGGUUUAUUUUUCAUGGAGACUUCUGCACUCGAUUCCUCCAAUGUAGCGGCUGCAUUUCAGACCAUCGUUGAAGAGAUCUACAGCAUAUUGAGCCGGAAAGUCAUGAUGUCUAACGAGAGCAAGAAGCAAGAUGCGCCGUUGGAUGGGAAGACUGUUGUUUUACGGGGGGAAGAGAACCAACAACCCGAAACAGAGGCCAAACAGGGUGGGUGCUGUUAAAUCCUUUGCCCCAUAUUUUUUACGACUUCCGUCAUCAUCAAGUUUCCACUGAAGUUGCUGAUAUUUCUUCUUCUCCAUACCUUCAUUUAUUGGUGCCGUUAAAAUGUUUGUUUUAGUAACAUUUGUUUUACUUGUUCAUGAUUUGCUUUAUCAUACGGUGGCUGCGACUUCUAUGGAUUAUAGAAUUAACAAAAUGUAAAUGAACUCAAGGGGGGAUUGAAAGGAGAAGAACAGAA